AUGGAUCGAUUCGCCAGCAGAUUCCCACCUCUUAGGAACAUGGCCGUGUGGUGCUUCAUCCUGCUCCGAUCAGUAUCCAUCCAGGACCGGACUCACAGCCACGCCGAGGAGCGCCUCUUCAAGUACCUGUUCACCAGCUACAACCGGUGGUCCCGGCCAGUCCCCAACAUCUCCGACGUCGUCAUCGUCAGAUUUGGGCUGUCCAUCGCUCAGCUGAUCGAUGUGGAUGAGAAGAACCAAAUGAUGACCACAAACGUCUGGCUGAAACAGGAGUGGAGUGACUACAAGCUGCGCUGGAACCCGGCGGACUUCGAUAAUGUCACCUCCAUCCGGGUGCCCUCUGAGAUGAUCUGGAUUCCUGACAUUGUGCUGUAUAACAACGCCGACGGGGAGUUCGCCGUGACGCACAUGACCAAAGCCCACCUCUUCUCCAACGGCAAGGUGAAGUGGGUGCCGCCGGCCAUCUACAAGAGCUCGUGCAGCAUCGACGUGACCUUCUUCCCCUUCGACCAGCAGAACUGCAAGAUGAAGUUUGGCUCAUGGACGUACGACAAGGCCAAGAUUGACCUGGAGAGCAUGGAGCGUGACGUGGACCUGAAAGACUACUGGGAGAGCGGGGAAUGGGCCAUCAUCAACGCCGUGGGCACCUACAACACCAAGAAAUAUGACUGCUGCACAGAGAUCUACCCCGACAUCACCUACUGCUUCAUCAUCCGGCGCUUGCCCCUUUUCUACACCAUCAACCUCAUCAUCCCCUGCCUGCUCAUCUCCUGCCUGACCGUGCUGGUCUUCUACCUGCCCUCCGACUGCGGGGAGAAGAUCACCCUCUGCAUCUCCGUGCUGCUCUCCCUCACUGUCUUCCUGCUGCUCAUCACCGAGAUCAUCCCUUCCACCUCGUUGGUCAUCCCCCUGAUCGGCGAGUACCUCCUCUUCACCAUGAUCUUCGUCACCCUCUCCAUCGUCAUCACCGUCUUCGUCCUCAACGUCCACCACCGCUCGCCCAGCACCCACAAGAUGCCCCGCUGGGUGCGCGCCGCCUUCCUGGACUUCAUCCCCCGCUGGCUUUUCAUGAGGCGGCCUCCGGUGCUAACCCCCCAGCAGGAGCUGAGCGGGGAGUAUGACCCGCCUGGCGUCAGGCUCAGCACCUCCAGGGGCUGGCUGGAAACGGACGUCGAUGACACAUGGGAGGAGGAGGAGGAGGAAGAGGAGAGGAGGCACCCCGGACGCGCGCCACUCCAGACAGGCUCCCACAAACACAGCGUCCAAUACCGCUCCGGCUGCGGCCGCCACCUGGGCAGGGGGCGGGGGGCCCGGGCACAGCGCCCGCCUGCCAAAGGGGACAGCUUGGGGUCGGAUCCCCACCUGCUGCUGUCCUCCAGCAUUCUGAAGGCCUUGGAGGGGGUGCACUACAUCGCAGACCACCUGCGGGCCGAGGACGCUGAUUUCUCGGUGAAGGAGGACUGGAAGUAUGUUGCUAUGGUAAUAGACCGGAUAUUCCUCUGGAUGUUUAUCAUCGUCUGUUUGCUGGGGACCAUCGGCCUCUUCCUCCCUCCCUUCCUGGCUGGGAUGAUAUAGGGGUCUGUGCCCGGCCCGGAAGGUGGUCCUGCUCCCAGACCUGUGCCCAGGGCUGGGGAAGGGACAAACUAACCCACCCUGACUGUGGAGCCACCUUGGGCUUGUCCACACUGGAGGAACAUUAUCAAGCCACGACCCCAUUUGAACUCCCGCUCGUCCUGGUAAAUACCAGCACAGCGCCAGUGCUGAAGCCACACGUCCGCUGGGCCCGUAGAUGCUCACACGCGUCUGGUUUGUACCAACAAGUGAACAGCGCCGGGCAGUUGGGGCGGGAGAACCCUACAGUGAAACCCCAACAAGAUUUUUUCUUGAGUCACUGAAACUGCUUAAAACAAAGCGGAUCAGAAGGGAACCGCCCGGGGUGCUCUGCAUUUGAAAUUAACAUGCCCGUAGCUACGUGGCAAGGGAGGAGGUGCGCCCCCUACGAUGGGAACACAUUGCUCACGUUGGUUUGGUGACAAGGUUCAUUUCAUACUGUUCCUCCCAGCCACACACAGUUACCGAGUCCACUUUAUCCCCCAGGUGCAAACAUAACCCACUGGUCAGGGUGUUAGAGAUCCCCAUCGGUAGCCUGCAGCUGGGAAGCUCUAUCUCUAGCAGCUCAUGUUUUAGCUACGGAGGUCCCCGGGUCAAUCCCCAGGGGACAGCCAUGGCAUAAGCAUCCCAGGAGUUAAUUCGGGUGAUUGGCACCCAGGUCAGCCUAGCCCAGGGAGCAACCUCACUGCAAAGCCGUGCCUGUGUCCUCACUAGCACUGCGCGGCAUGUGUGAGGCUAGGACUUGUGAGGGCACGUCCCAUGGUUCUUUGUGCUGCUCUAAGAUUCUUCUCCGUGGAGCCGGGAGAGAACUUGUCUGUCCUUCCAGGUACACAGGGGGAAUUGUGGGACUAUCAGCGGCUGAGCCCGUGUCCUCACUGCAAAGCCGGCAGGUUCCAGGCUGAAGGGAAAGCAGCACCUACCCCCUCAGCGGGGCCAGCUAACCCAGGGUGAAAUUCACUCCAGUGCUCAGGGCUAGCCCAAGAGCUAGUCACCACUUUCAGCCGUGUUCUGCCCAGAACGCCCAUUGCAGGUGAGAGCUGCCUGGAAGU
Molecule: messenger RNA, 2660 nt
Organism: Malaclemys terrapin pileata
Lineage: Eukaryota; Metazoa; Chordata; Testudines; Emydidae
Gene: CHRNA2
Product: cholinergic receptor nicotinic alpha 2 subunit
Exons: 6
Coding region: 1-1575 (524 amino acids)
Biological process (GO): chemical synaptic transmission; monoatomic ion transmembrane transport; signal transduction
Cellular component (GO): postsynaptic membrane; neuron projection; synapse
Molecular function (GO): acetylcholine-gated monoatomic cation-selective channel activity; transmembrane signaling receptor activity
Source: RefSeq, a predicted model, not a curated record